Molecule: messenger RNA, 1569 nt
Organism: Didymodactylos carnosus
Lineage: Eukaryota; Metazoa; Rotifera; Eurotatoria; Philodinida; Philodinidae
Source: the annotation of a GenBank genome assembly
AUGAUCACAGUCGUGGUGCCACAUUUCCCCUCUAUGACACAACUAUCGUCACUAAGAUUGGCUAUGAAAUCACACGGCAAGACGGCACGUACUGCUUUCGACCAGGCCACUGCUAUACUUGCAAACAAUUUGAAAGUAAACAACACUCUCACUCAACUUGAUCUUAGCAGCAACCAAAUAUCCGAUAGAGGAGGUGAAGCGCUCGGAGAAGCGCUGAAAGUAAACAACACUCUCAAUCAGCUUUAUCUUGAAUUUAACAAAAUAUCCGAUAGAGGAGGUGAAGCGCUCGGAGAAGCACUGAAAGUAAACAAUAGUCUCACUCGACUUGACCUUAGCAGCAAUCAAAUAUCUGAUCUAGGAGGUGAAGCACUAGCAGAAGCACUGAAAGUAAACAAUACUCUCACUCUACUUAAUCUUAGGAGCAACCAAAUAUCCGACAGAGGAAGUGAAGCAUUAGCAGAAGCACUGAAAGUAAACAAUAGUCUCACUCGACUUGAUCUUAGGAGCAACCGAAUAUCCGAAAGAGGUGAAGCCCUAGCAGAAGCACUGAAAGUGAACAAUAGUCUCAUUCGACUUGAUCUUAGCAAGAACCGAAUAUCCGAAAGAGGAGGUGGAGCACUAGGAGAAGCACUGAAAGUAAACAAUAGUCUCAAUCAGCUUUAUCUUGGAUUUAACAAAAUAUCCGAUAGAGGAGGUGAAGCGCUCGGGGAAGCAGUGAAAGUAAACAAUAGCCUCACUCAACUUGACCUUAGCAGCAACCAAAUAUCUGAUAGAGGAGGUGAAGCAUUAGCAGAAGCACUGAAAGUAAACAAUAGUCUCACUCGACUUGAUCUUAGGAGCAACCGAAUAUCCGAAAGAGGAGGUGAAGCACUCGGAGAAGCGCUGAAAGUAAACAACACUCUCAAUCAGCUUUAUCUUGGAUUUAACAAAAUAUCCGGUAGAGGAGGUGAAGCGCUCGGAAAAGCAGUGAAAGUAAACAAUAGUCUCACUCGACUUGAUCUUAGGAGCAACCAAAUAUCUGAAAGAGGAGGUGAAGCCCUAGCAGAAGCACUGAAAGUAAACAAUAGUCUCACUAGACUUGAUCUUAGGAGCAACCGAAUAUCUGAAAGAGGAGGUGAAGCACUAGCAGAAGCACUGAAAGUAAACAAUAGUCUCACUCGACUUGAUCUUAGCAGCAAUCAAAUAUCUGAUCUAGGAGGUGAAGCACUAGCAGAAGCACUGAAAGUAAACAAUACUCUCACUCUACUUAAUCUUAGGAUCAACCAAAUAUCCGACAGAGGAGGUGAAGCACUAGCAGAAGCACUGAAAGUAAACAAUACUCUCACUCAACUUGAUCUUAGCAGCAACCAAAUAUCCGAUAGAGGGGGUGAAGCACUGGGAGAAGCGCUGAAAGCAAACAACACUCUCACUCACCUUUAUCUUCGAUUUAACAAAAUAUCCGACAGAGGAGGUGAAGCACUAGCAGAAGCACUGAAAGUAAACAAUACUCUCAUUCAACUUGAUCUUAGCAGUAACCGAUUAUCCAGAGAGUUAUCAUUGUUGCAAGAAGAUGGAAUAGUUAUUCUCUAG